AUGCAAAUUGUGAAAACGAGUGAACUGAGGAAAAAAAUGAGUUUGUCUCCUCAAGAAAGACCCAAUGCAAUGAACUUGACAAUCAAGAUUACGAUGCAACAGCGUACUAAAAAAUGUUUCAUACUGGUAGCUGCGUUUGUCGCUUUGACCUUGUCAAAAGUAUCAGGGUUUAGCUUUCAAGGAAAGGAUCGAAACGCGUACCACCAAGCCAAAAAGACAACACUGGUGGCGGACCUUGUGCCGUCCAACAAAUCAGUUGAAGGCGAACCCAAUAUUCUGGUUCCUACCGUGUCGUCUGCUCUCGCAUCAAGCCCCAAAGUAGGCCCAUCAUCCAUUUUGACCUCUGCACGAUCGUGUAAGAUCAAGCGUAUUCAGAAAUACGCGCGCUUACCGGUAUGGCCUGCUUGGAAUGGUGUCUUUUUGUUCCUAGUUGGGAAAGUGUUUGGUGAAGAAACGGCUUCCAAACUUGAACAAACCAUCACGGGUCGCGUUUGCCCCAACUUUUAUGAAUACGAGGAAACCACGCCCUUCAUAAUGAUGGUUCACCACUGCCAUACAUUUGCAGCGUUUGAUCCGCUGCGGUUUUUCCAAAAAACUUUCUUUCCCGAGGGCUUUCCCGCACAUCCGCAUCGUGGUUUUGUCACACUUACUUACAUUCUCCAAGGCGGAUUUAUACACCGUGACUCGCAAGGUAUUCGCCAAGAGUACGGACAAGUGGAUAGUGCCAUAGCGAGAUACAAGAAUAAACAUUCUCAAUGGUUGAAUACGGGAGCUGGUAUUCUGCACGAAGAAAUGUUUGACCUUCAGCAAGAGAAGCCAUUUUGGCAGCGACCAGUGUUUCAACGACAGGAGCUAUAUCAACUUUGGAUUAAUCUGCCUGCUUCACAAAAGCUUAAUGCACCUAUAUCGACUGUGUUAGGUGGCGACAACGAGACACCAGUUGUGCAAACACUAGCCGACAACGGCACUGUAUCGACUCGAACGCUGAUCCUAGCCGGUUCCUACGAUGGUGCUAGCGCCACUACUCCGAUUGUUACGCCAAUGUCCAUUUUCCACGUCGUGAUGCAACCCGACGCAACCUGGACGUUCACUUUGCCUCCGACUUACGAAACACUGAUAUUAUAUGUGCGAAAAGGAUGCGUGCUUGACUCCGACGAGGCAUCAUUGCCGGCACAUCAUACAGUCUAUUUCGACGCCCAAGGCGCAAAAUUGAAUGAACAACUUGUUCUUCGCACGGCUGAAGAAUGCGCAGAUUUUCUUGUAUUGGCGGGUGAACCGAUACGCGAACCCUGUGCGGCGCAAGGCAGCAUGGUUAUGAAUGAAGCAAGCGAAAUCCAGCAAGCCUACGCAGAUUACCAGAGGGGCUUGUUUGGUGCUCCCUGGAAGGAAACCUUAGAUGAUGCAGCAUGGCAACAGCAUGUGAAACAGUUUCCAUGUCGCUACUGAGCACUCACUCAUCAAGGACACAGUUGAAAUGGAUCGCCAGACUGCUGCGAGGUGGAAGUCUUCCUUUCGUCCAAUCGUUCCCGAUAUUUCAUAAGGUAUCAUAUCAACCGAACCCGGUUGGAUUCGCGUAUUCAACUUGAGAUAAACUGAAUUUAUUCUUUCAGUUAGCUUCUUUAA
This is a messenger RNA of Phaeodactylum tricornutum CCAP 1055/1, 1623 nucleotides long. RefSeq lists its product with no specific name. The coding region runs from base 1 to 1446 and encodes 481 amino acids. The record is from RefSeq and is a predicted model, not a curated record. The transcript has a single exon. NCBI's taxonomy places the organism in Eukaryota, Bacillariophyta, Bacillariophyceae, Surirellales, Neidiaceae.